This is a messenger RNA of Phascolarctos cinereus (koala), 942 nucleotides long. Its product is annotated as olfactory receptor 8A1-like. Gene Ontology annotation, biological process: G protein-coupled receptor signaling pathway. Gene Ontology annotation, molecular function: olfactory receptor activity; G protein-coupled receptor activity. Lineage: Eukaryota; Metazoa; Chordata; Mammalia; Diprotodontia; Phascolarctidae. Gene Ontology annotation, cellular component: membrane. The record is from RefSeq and is a predicted model, not a curated record.
AUGGCCUCAGAAAAGCAUUCCACAGUAACUGAGUUUUACCUUGAAGGAUUAACUAAUCACAACCUUCAGUUUCCCCUUUUCCUUCUGUUCCUGUGGAUAUAUGUGGUCACUAUGUUGGGGAACCUGGGCAUGAUCCUCUUAAUUGCUGUUAGUUCUCAACUCAAAUCCCCCAUGUACUAUUUCCUCAGCAACUUGUCCUUCAUAGAUCUCUGCUACUCUUCUGUUGUUACCCCUAAACUUCUGGUGAAUUUUAUAGAGGACCAAAACAUCAUCUCUUAUGCUGGGUGCAUGACGCAACUGUUCUUUUUUUGCUUUUUUGCUAUUGAUGAAUGCUACAUGCUGACAGCCAUGGCUUUUGAUCGUUAUGUUGCCAUCUGUAACCCACUGCUCUAUAAUGUCGUCAUGUCCCCGAGGGUCUGUUCCCUCCUAGCAACAGGAGUGUAUGUGAUAGGUCUUGUUGGUGCCCUUGCACAUACAAGUUGUAUGGCCAGACUGUCUUUCUGUGGUCCUAAGCUCAUUAACCAUUACCUCUGUGACAUCCUUCCCCUGUUGAAGCUGUCCUGUUCUAGCAGUUAUAUUAAUGAGCUUUUAGUGGUGUUUCUCCUUGGAUUUAAUGUGUUGGCAACCACUCUGGCCAUCUUGAUCUCUUAUGCUUUUAUUCUUUCUAGCAUCUUCCGCAUCAACUCUGCUAAGAGCAGGUACAAAGCUUCCAGUACCUGUGGUUCCCACCUUGCUGCUGUGGCAAUUUUUUAUGGCUCCAUUAUGUUUAUGUAUCUUAAACCAGCAUACAGCAGCAGCAUGACACAGGAGAAGGUAGCAUCUGUCUUUUAUACCACAGUGAUUCCUAUGCUGAAUCCCCUCAUCUAUAGUCUAAGGAACAAGGAUGUGAAGGAGGCACUAAGGAAAGUUAUAGGCAGGAAGGUUUGUUGCACACAAAUAUAA